Etheostoma cragini (Arkansas darter) is the source of this 580-nucleotide messenger RNA. RefSeq names its product transmembrane protein 238-like. Bases 65 to 559 code for a protein of 164 amino acids. The transcript has a single exon. Lineage: Eukaryota; Metazoa; Chordata; Actinopteri; Perciformes; Percidae. The record is from RefSeq and is a predicted model, not a curated record.
AAUUUCACUGUGCUGCAUCUGGAUUAACUUUGGGAUCUUGCUUUGGAGGAUCCCCACUGCCAACAUGUCAACAUCUGUACAGGUGGAUCCAGUCAUGGAGACAAGGUAUGGUGGAGUUGGCCGCUGCAAGUGCUCCUUCUGGUUCGCAGUGGCCCACGACGUAGUAGGUGUCUUCAUCAUGAUGGUGGGGGUGUUUGGAGGGCUCGCUAUCCAUGAUUUGUUCAUUUACGCGGGGGCUAUCGUCAUCUUCCUAAGCCUGAUCUGGUGGGUGUUCUGGUACUCGGGGAACAUCGACGUGCCACCUGAGGAGCUGGAGGACGACGUGGGCCUGAUCAAGCUGAAGAACCGUGGACUCAGCCGGGCGGUGAGGCGCGUGUCCGACCGCCUCUCCAGCAGGAUCAGGAGCUCUUUCAGAAAGAGCAGCAGGCCCGUCAGAGAAGACCCCGCAGGCAACAACACAGCUUCAAACACUGGUACAGAGGUGUCGCUCUCCACCAUCUAUGACAGCACCAUCGCGUCCUCCCCUAAAGGAUUAGUGAGAGAGACAUUGUCAGUGUGAGCUAAACCACUGCAGACUGUA